Messenger RNA from Ricinus communis (castor bean), 1425 nucleotides. RefSeq names its product heavy metal-associated isoprenylated plant protein 36. Gene Ontology annotation, molecular function: metal ion binding. Lineage: Eukaryota; Viridiplantae; Streptophyta; Magnoliopsida; Malpighiales; Euphorbiaceae. The transcript has 3 exons. Bases 167 to 1120 code for a protein of 317 amino acids. The record is from RefSeq and is a predicted model, not a curated record.
AUGGAAUCCUCACCCAAUGAGCUCAUUCUUUCUCUUUAUUGCUUUUAUUCGACCCCUUUCACUUCCACCUUACUCCAAUCCUCCUCCUAAUUCUUCUUAAACCUCUCUGCCUACACAUUCAAACCUCCCCUUUCCUUCCCCCUCUACAUCUCUCUCUUUCUCUGAUAUGGCAACGAAGCUAAAUGAAGCUGCACCAGAACAGCUGAAAUACCAGACAUGGGCCUUCAGAGUCUCAAUCCAUUGUGAAGGCUGCAAGAAGAAAGUCAAGAAAGUUCUUCAAGGAAUUGAGGGUGUUUUUAUGACGGAGAUUGAUUCUCAGCAGCAUAAGGUGACAGUGACUGGUAACGUGAGUGCCGAGACUCUCAUCAAGAAACUUGGAAAAUCAGGAAAACAUGCAGAGCUUUGGCCUGAAAAGCCUGAAAUAAUCGACCAUAAGAAGUCGGGAAAAUCAAAGAACAGUGGAAAACAGAAGCCCUCUGAAGAUGUUCCAGAAGUUGGUGCCGGUAAAGGUGACAAUGAUGAGCAAAAGAAUCCAGCAGAAAAGCCAGAGACAGUUCAAAAAGCUAGUCUUGAUAAUGGUGGUGGUGGUGACCAUCUACCUGAGGUAAAAAGCGAGGAAGCGGUUGGAGAAGACACUGCUGCUAAUGAUGGGAGUGGAAGUGGAAGUAAAAAGAAGAAAAAGAAGAAGAAAGGGCAAAAUGAUAACAAUUCUAAUACCGGUGGAAACGGAACCAGUGGCAGCGGCGAUCCUGCCAGUGGCCCACCAGCAGAACCCGCCGUGUCUGCUCCAGCGGCUGUUCCAGAUCCAGCUCCACCUAUGACGUCAUUGAACCAUAGUCCUCCACAUCAUCGUCAUCUUCAUGCAUACCCAUAUGUACCAAUGUAUUAUGCAUCUCCUCCAGUAGCAGGAACUUACGGAGUAAGCUACAACACGGCAUAUCCGAGUGCUACUACAUCUUACUACGCACCUUCAAUGGCCAUGCAUGCUCAUCUCUAUUCUCAAUCUGCUGAAAGGCGCCAGCCACCAGCUCCACCAUCUGAGCCAAUCAAUAAGAUUACUUACUAUAACGAUCGUGAUUAUUACGAUUACGAUCAUCAGGGUGGAUGCUCAAUCAUGUGAAAUAAAUUGUCAUGUAAUUACGUACUAUCUAGCUUAAGUCCAUGGGAAGGGAGAAAGUUGGUGAUUAUAAUUAAUAUUGUUAUGCCAGGUUAAGGUUAAGUGGAAAUCUAGGGAUAAAUAAAGGAAAAACAAAAAACAGAAAAGAAAAAAAGGAUGUUUUUAAUUUGCGUUUUUUUGGGUUCUAUAAUAUAGUUUCUUUCUAUUUUAUUUAUGAGUAGUUUUAGGCUUAUUUGAUUUGCUGCUUUGGGUUAAGCUUAAUUACGAAUUUCUACAUGGCUUUUGUAAUAGAGAAAUGUUUGGUUACU